UUCUCCGGCCACACUAAUAUUAGAUGCCAGUCAUCUUUUUGUUUGUCGUCGCUUUGGAAAUUCGCAUUUAGAGCCAAUAAUAUUUUCUAAUUGUCGCCAUGUCCGUGCGUGUGAUCAACGACGAGUCCCACUUCCGGGCGGAAUUGGCACAGGCAGGCGUUCGCCUAGUGGUGGUGGAUUUUACGGCCACUUGGUGCGGUCCCUGCCAGCGGAUUGCUCCCAUCUUCGAGAUGUUUCCGAACAAGUACCCCAAAGCGAUCUUCCUGAAGGUGGACGUAGACAAGUGCCAGGAUACGGCUGCCGGCCAAGGCGUUUCAGCCAUGCCCACUUUCAUCUUUUACAGGAACAGGACCAAAAUCGAUCGCAUUCAGGGGGCGGACGUGAAUGGACUGGAAGCCAAGAUCCAAGAGCACAUCGGUACCGAUGUCGGCGAGGAUGCUGGCGAGGACUACGGCCAGGGAUUAAUGGAGCUAAACACUUUCAUAUCGAAGCAGGAAUGCGAGUGCCUCAACGAAGCCGAUGACCAUAACCUAAAGCACGCCUUGGCCUCCGCCGGUGGCUACCUGCAGUCCGACUGCGACGAGCAGCUCAUCCUGUCCAUUACCUUCAAUCAGGCCGUCAAGAUCCAUUCGUUGAAGUUCAAGGCGCCUUCACAAUUGGGUCCCAAGGAUGUCAAGCUGUUCAUCAACCAGCCACGCACAAUUGACUUUGAUAUGGCCGAGUCCAUGACCAGCGUGCAGGAUUUGAGCCUGGCUGAGAAGGAACUGGAGAACGGCUUGCCCGUCAAUCUACGCUACGUCAAGUUCCAGAACGUGCAGAACAUCCAGAUUUUCGUGAAGAACAAUCAGUCGGGUGGCGAUGUGACGCAGAUCGACUACAUCGGCUUCAUUGGCUCCCCCAUCAUGACCACCAAGAUGAACGACUUUAAGAGGGUCGUCGGCAAGAAGGGCGAGAGCCACCGUUGAAAAAUUAAUCGAUUUCCCAUUGACAUCCCGGCAUUUCUCUUUAACUUUCGACUUACAACUAAGCAAUGUACAACAAAGGCAUAAAGAAUCAUACAAAAAAGGUUCAACAAUCGUUACCAGGUAA
Molecule: messenger RNA, 1089 nt
Organism: Drosophila rhopaloa
Lineage: Eukaryota; Metazoa; Arthropoda; Insecta; Diptera; Drosophilidae
Gene: Txl
Product: thioredoxin-like protein 1
Exons: 3
Coding region: 99-965 (288 amino acids)
Source: RefSeq, a predicted model, not a curated record